AUGGACACUGACUCCAUUCUGAAGCAAGCUGCACACAUGAGACCGUCCUCUUUCUCAGUGACAGAGAAACAGCGCUACAGAGCUGAGAAGAUGCUCAUGAGGCAGUUUGUGAUCAUGAAGCUGCAGUAUCAAGUUCCCAUUUAUUUAUCUGAUAAAGACAUGAAGAGCUGGCUGCUGGCUGGAAGAAGCUUCCUGGAAGAGUUCCAGGAAAUAACUAAAGUGGCAGAGACAAGGAAGCUCCUUGUGGCUGAAUUGGCCUGGACCUCAGCAAGGCGCGUCUGUGUGGACCAGAUGGAGAAAGAGGUCUGGGAAGAACUUGAAGAAGAGAACCGCCUUUCGAGGCAGCUCAGAAGAAAGGUCACAUUGGAGGGUCUUCGAAUGUUUCUCUCAGUCAUCCGCCCGAAAGCAGAGCAGCAUGUACAAACCUUCCUCCGCCACCUGUCCAACAAGCUGCUCGACUCCUUCGUUGGCUCUCACACCAGCAAGCGUUCCAAACUGGCUCUGCUCGCCAAGCUCCAGCAGACCACUGAGCCUUUAGCACCGCAGGUGGUGGACACAGCUCUGGAGUUCCUCCUGGAUGAACCAGAGCCACUUGCUGAGGUCAGGACCUCCCAGACUCAGAGUGCGAGCUGGGACUCCAGUCUGGCCUCUGCUCUGAGGACCAGGGCUGAGGCUGCCAGCGCUCACACUGGCCAACAGCUGGCUGAGGCAGUGGCUACUUGCUUCUGUCUCAAUACAUUUUUCACUAAAGCUCGUCUCCUGUGCAUCUGCACGUCAGCGGCCCGGGACAUGGUCAAAGCCGUUUAUAAAAGAUUUGUUGACCGCUCCAAAACCUUCAACCUCAUGGACUUUGAUGAAAGCUCCAUCAGUGCUAGAGAGAGCGUUGUGUGUGCUGUCCAGGACAUAGAAGACAGAGUGCAGAGUGCUGCAUACAGCUGGGCUCUCCAUCAGCUGGAGAGGAAACCCAUGGCUCCAGAGUUGUGCAGUGCUGCUGCAGAAAUGCGUGAUGAAAAGGACAAAGAGGAGAAGAAAGGAGUGCGUCUCUUCUUCAGACGAAUGUGGAAAAAGAUGAUGAGCCCGCUGUCCCCUGAGGAGUGA
This is a messenger RNA of Dicentrarchus labrax (European seabass), 1098 nucleotides long. RefSeq lists its product as uncharacterized. The record is from RefSeq and is a predicted model, not a curated record. The transcript is spliced from 7 exons. NCBI's taxonomy places the organism in Eukaryota, Metazoa, Chordata, Actinopteri, Moronidae. The coding region runs from base 1 to 1098 and encodes 365 amino acids.